AAAAGGAGCCGGAGAAAGGGCGGGAUAAAGGGAAGGCGGCGGUGGUGGCACAGUCCUGGGGUUCGUUUGGCAGCGCUGCCUGGGCGCCGGGAGCAGCUGGGAGCAGAGGCUUUAGGGAGCGGGUCUGCGAGGGAGUUGUGGUUCGGUGGUGCCGCUCUCUGCAGUAGCCGGGUUCAGGCGUGUGCUGCGUCCUGAGUCUGGCCCGGCUCUGUCCCUCACGGCCCGCCCGCGUCUGGCUCCAGAACUGUCCACACCUUUGACUUUAUUCGUAGACCCACCUGAAGCUCGGCUCCGAAGCUCUUCUGUGCUUCCCUCAGGGCUCCCUGAGCGUGCAGGGCUGGCCCUGAACGCAUCCUGUAAAUGGAUCGUCUUGGAUAAAAAUAUAACUCCAGGCUCUCGAGUUAUGUGCCUUAAAGCACAAAUAAUACUUUGCACUAUGUUAAGUAUUUGCCACGUUUUUGAAUGACAUUAUAUUAGACAUUUGUCAAAUGCUAACGCGCCUGCUUAACAAAAGUGACGUUUUAGUAAUCAACAAAUGAAUGGGAUCUUUUUCAGGGGCUAGUUUAUGUACUUAUUUAUUUGUCUUUAGUUUUUAUGGGAAACAAUUGUUUUUAAAGCAGCGAUUUUCUUUACUACAUUGCUAACAGGGCCGCUGAGUUAAACUAAUUUAAGUGUUGUUUAGUGCAUGUGGCAAGGGAAGAGAAAAUGUGCCAGUACAGUUGGUGAAAGCUACACUAACAUAAUAGUUAUGUUGUCUUUUAAGUUAUGGUGCAAAUCCUGUAUUGAUCAUCGCUUUUCAUUUUCACUCUUUCAAGCAGUGGCUACUGUAAAUAUGGCCAAUAGAAUAAAAAUUCAUCUCUUCCCACAGAAUUUAUGGUCUUAUUAGAGAAAAAAUGUGCUGGGAAAAAAUACUGUGAGCAAAUAGUGCAAUGUCUUAUUAGGUUUGGUUAAUUCUGUGUUGCACAUUUUCAUUUUACUGUGGAUGUCUGUGUCUGCUUUUGUCUCAGUAAGCUGCCAAGGGAUUAAUAAACACAUUUAAUGGAUAGGUAGUAGUUAUGUGAAAAUACUUAAGUGAGAAUGGGAAACCCAGUAGCCUGUUAUGUCUUUGAAUUGAAAAUCUUUGCAUAAAUCUGCAAGGAAUAUAGACUCUACAGAGCCAAAACAGUGUGGAAAAGCACUUGUAUUGGAAACAAAAAAUAUAGGAAGUGGCUUUAUGAUGUCGAUGCUUAGAGGCAAAAUGUUGGGAGGAAUUCUUGGAAGUAAAAUAUGGGAGAGGGGUAGGGUGUAGCAGUGUAAUUGUGUACAGCUCAGUUGACGUGAUGAUUUAAGAAGGCCCUUCUUCUCACAGGAAGCAAUGAGGGAACAGAGGUAAAGUCACUUAUAGACAGAACUCCUGGACAGAUCAUUUUGGUUUCUCUACUGUGAGAUUUGAGAGUAAGUUUAACCUGACUGUAGUUUUUGUUGUCACAGACUGACCUUAAAAAACCCCAAAAUCUCACAACCAACCAAACAACAAAGCCCUUAAGGAAAAAUGUCCAAAUUUCUGGCGUGCCGUAGGACAGACUUCCAGUGUGACAUUGAACUAAAAGUUCUCUUUGUGCUUUUGAUUUUUCACAUGUGUAACAGCAACACAGGAAACUUCCACCUUGCAAGGCUCUUUGAGAGGGAAGUCUGUGAGAUGUUACUGGUGUGGUGCGGGGACAUAGAGAUUUUUGCAAUAAUUAACAAUUCAAAUAAAUCCAGACUGAAUGCUUUGAUAUUCUAGUGACCCAUGUAACAAGUUGCAGUCAUUAGGGAAGCACAUUUUAUUAAAAUUACUUGUAAGAAGUUUUUAAAAGUAAAUUGUAGGAACGGGUGAUUAACAGAUGGAAACUAUAGAAUGAUAUACUUUGGAAAUAGAAACCUUGUCAGAGUUAACCAGAAUAUUUAGCAGUUUUGCACAGUGUGAAAGUGACCAAAAUAGCUGAGUUCAGAAAUGUCAACUAGAAGAAAAAAUUGAGUGAUGAGAUGAAUGUGUAUGUCUGAGUGGUUUGCAUGCCCAGCGAAAGAUGGACUGUGAGCUCUUUUAGUACCCAUGAAAAACAAAAAUAAUAACCUAAAUGCGUUGAAGAGUACUUUUUAAUAUUGGAAGAGGUACUGUAGUUGAGAAUUGGAGAUUAAAGGCUGGAAGCUAUGGAUGUGACUAUGGUAGCAGUAACUCUUUUUGAUUUACCUCUCUGAUAGUGCCUUCACUGUAUGAUUUCUACCACAGAGCUGUACUUAGGAUGUAGAGCCUGUCUCGACUUCCAUGCUGUCAAGAUUUACCCAAAUAAAAUAUCUUGUGGCAAAGAACUUCAUCUCAGGAAGAAGAUGAAAGAUAAUGUUGCUGAAGAACAUUUAUAUUUGGCUUUUUCUCAUCAGUACAGAGAUAGUAUCUUUCCUCUUCAUACAUCUAUCUCACUGUUUUUGCUAUCCUACUGUGACUGCAAAUUAUUUAAAGUUUUUUUAGUGCCGACUGGCGAAGAUGUGGGUGAUCAGUGUGUGACAAAAAACCUCGCUGGUGAUCUUGAGGUCCAUUUAAUCUCCAGAUGUCAGCUGCCAGUGGUUGUGCAGAGCUGCAGUUUACCUGCUGUUGUCGUGAAAGAUGACAAAUUCUGCCGAGCUGGGCUUUCUGUGGUCUUAAGACAUAUAAUACAGAAAACAUUCGAGGCAGAUCCAUCUAAAAAGGAUCUUUUGGAACUCCUGGGCUUUAAGAAGACCUGCUUAAAAGCCUGUGCUGAAGUUAGCCAGUGGACCAGACUCUGUGAGAUCAGCAUACCUCUGGCUGUUGAAAGAUUUUUGACGGCCUCUCCUGAGAACUGCCAGGCUAUUCCUCCUGACAUUUUGCUGUUGGAAAGGAAGCUUGGAGAGCCUGUCCGAGUACAUAACGAUGACAAAAUUCGAAGGCAGAAACUUCAACAGCAGAGGGCAGGUACCAAGGCUGCAGUGCCUGUGCUUGGUGAAGAAGCAGCAGAGGAAUUAAAACCAGGGGAAGUCCAUGAACAUCCACCCCCAAGUUUGGAACUGAGCGUUGCUUUCUCUAAACUACUUGCCCAGGAAGCACCGGAUGCAAUCAGCAGGGAGGCCCCUCACAUCAGGAGAACAAAAACCUCUGACCUUCCACUCUUGGACCAUGUUUUUGCAGAAGGACUUUAUUUUACUGUGGCAGACCUAGUGCUUUUGCCAUGCAUCCAUCAGUUCUUGGUUUCCAGCAAGAAACAAGGCAAAAAUCUGGUAAACUUGCCGCUGAUAUCCAAUUGGUAUCGAAGAGUUCAAGAGGUACCUGGAGUAAAGAAAGCUGCUGGCAAAUGCAACAUGGAGCUUCUCCAGCUUCCAGAGCUGAUGUCUGCUCCUGGGGAACAGCUACAGGACUCUGCUUCAGUUCCUGAUGAGUUGGAAGAGGAUAAUGAAGAAAGCCAUUUUAUAGGUGGUCCAAGGCCAACCAUGACUAAAUUAAUGGAAAAUGGAAUUGAAGCAAAGUUUUCUCCUCAUCCAUGCCCCAACUGGACUCUAGACUGGACCAGUCUUCCAUCUGCAGUCAGUCCUGGGGAAGGAAAGAUGUCUAGAGACCGGGCUCUCAGGAAGCAGCAGCAGCUGAAUAAUUUGGUAGCAGCAGUGACAAAGCUCGCGAAACCUGGAGAUUGGAUUGUGGAUUUUUGCAGUGGAGGGGGCCAUGUUGGAAUUGUUCUUGCUUAUAUGAUGCCAUCAUGUCAGGUGGUACUUAUAGAAAAUAAGGAGUUGUCUCUGAUCCGUGCUAAAGACAGAAGUGAUGAACUAGGUUUAAACAACAUUUGGUUCAUUCAAUCAAAUUUGGACUAUUUUAAUGGGACUUUUAACAUUGGGGUGGCCCUGCACGCCUGCGGGGUGGCCACAGACAUGGUGAUUGAGCACUGCCUCAGGGCACGGGCAGCCUUUGUCAUCUCCCCCUGCUGCUACGGCUUCAUUCAAAAUACAGUCAAAUUCAAAUAUCCACGAAGUCAUCAGUUCAAAGAAAUUUUGUCCUACAAGGAGCACAUGAUUCUUUGCAGAUUUGCAGAUCAGACAGCUGUUCAGCUUCCACCUGAACGCAGGCUAAUUGGAAAGCAGUGUAUGGGACUUGUGGAUCUGGAUCGGGCAUGGGCUGCAGAAGAGCAUAACUACUCUGUCCAAGUUAUAUCUAUGGAGCCAGAGAGUUGUUCUCCAAAGAACAAUAUGUUUGUUGGCAUCCCUGCUUAGAGUGUGAAACUUGCAUUUGAUUUGAAGCUGAACAUCAAUCUUCAGUGCAUAAUGACAUCCAGCAGAUAGAGGCAGCGCUGGAACCAGAUAUCCUGCAUCUUGAAUGCAUUGCCUUUAGAAGGGGAAGCAGCCCCCAAAGUCCUAAAAAGCAAACUGCAUGCAGAGCAUCACAAAUCAACUUGUAAUAUGUCGUUAAGCAACUUUUGGUUCUCAUACUGAGAAGUUUCUGGAUCUAAUGACUGUGCAUGGAAUUAUAUCCAUCUGUAAAAGUUCAGAAAAAGCUGGCUUUGUUCAAGGAAAGGUGAUUUCCUUUUCAGUAAAGCUGUGUCUUGGCUGCUUGGAAAUUGCAUUCGUGGUCAAAACAGAAUUUGUGUUCAUAAGCAGAGCAGUUAUCAGCCAGCAGUGCUGAUCAGCAGAAGAACAGAGAAGAUCAAAUUCACUGUGUUACUGAAGAUGGCUGUGCAACAGGAGUUAGCCUGACUUUGCCAAAGAAUUGCAUACUACUGUAGGAAGAUUAUUUUUAAUAAAAGUUUAUCAGAAUA
This is a messenger RNA of Poecile atricapillus (Black-capped chickadee), 4775 nucleotides long. RefSeq names its product glutathione S-transferase C-terminal domain containing (gene GSTCD). The record is from RefSeq and is a predicted model, not a curated record. The transcript is spliced from 12 exons. Lineage: Eukaryota; Metazoa; Chordata; Aves; Passeriformes; Paridae. The coding region runs from base 2236 to 4233 and encodes 665 amino acids.